GUUGAUCCUUGACCCACAUUGGAAGGACUCGGUAUGUUUAAUAUUCUACAAUGACCGACAAUUCUACAGAGAGCCUUAUGGCAUGCCAGCAGGACAAAACAAUCUCUCAUUUGCUGGCCAUCACCUCAGGACAACUUAUUUGAAGUGUCUCCAGUGUUCAAGGCUAACUCCAGAGAUCUAAGAGCACAGAACAUACCGCCAGCAAACACAGCACAUGCAAGAAGAUGAUCAACUCUUUUCUUCACCCUUCUCCAUAGAAAGUGCAAAACCUACUGGUGUCUCAAGCUUCCAGGCUCCUUUUCAUACAGUCUGUGAAAGAAACACCUUGUGAGGUGUCUCCCUCUCUCUCUGUCUCUGUCUGUCUGUCUGUCUCUGUCUCUCUCUCUCUCCCUCCAUUCCUCUUUUGCUCCCCCUCCCAUUUCCCUCCUUGCCUCCAUUUCACCAUCUCUUCCACUCUCUGUCUCCAUCCCCAUCCUUCUACCCUCCCAUAUUCACUCCCCCCAUCCACUUUCUACCUCCCUACUUCCCUAUCUCUCUCUAUGGAUUCUUCCCUUCCUUCUGCACUCUGUCACUCUCUCCCUACCACCCUCCACCCUCUGUCCCUAAAUCCCUUCCCCCCUUCUCUCCACAUCUGUGUUUGUCUCUCUCUUCGUGUCUUCCUCUGCCCCUAACCCCACCCAUGGUCGUGACUUUAUCUUCCCUUAGGAUAUUUGUGAGCAUGAUGUGUGUGUGUUUGUGUGUGUGUGUGUGUUUGUGCUUGUGUGUGCCCGCAUGUGUGUACGUGUUUGUGUGUGCGUGUGUGCGUGUGUGCGUGCAUGCAUGCAAAUGUGUGUAUGUGUGUGUGUGGUCUGAGGGUGUGCCUGUUCACAAUUGUCUCUGUGUGUUGCUGCCAGGUGCCUAGGGGCUGUUUGGACUUUCAUUUUGAUCUCAGUACAGGUGAUGUUCCCUCUUGUCCUCAUAGCACAGUCAGACUUGGAAAGUCAAGGAAGGGGGUCUGAAACACUCUAGAGAUAGGAUGGAGGUGGUGAUGUCUUUGGAUCUCAGACCAUGAUGUUGGGAUCGUCAGUGGGUGGUCUUGUCUUUGUAAGCUGAUUGAAUCCGGAUGGGAUGAACUGAGCAUGGCUUCCAUAGGGCUUGGGAUUCCUGGAAGGCUGAGUCCAAUUCCCCAAGCUUUACUGAAGACUGCUCCCCUUCUCAUAGGUGUCCUGGUACCUGUGCCACCUGCCAGUCAAUGAAUGACAUGGCUGAUGGGAAUGGCGAGUCCUCUGACUCUUGUGUGCUCCCUGGGUGUGGGUCUAGACUGGCGACCCCGUGGCUUGCCAGGGAUGAGGAGCCUUUGGGGAGAUUUUGCUGAGUGUCAGAGGAUGCUUGAGGUCCGCCUCCUGGUGCCCUGAUGUCAGGUGCCAGGCGUGGCAGGCUUGGCGCUUCUUGGGGGCAAUGCGAGAAAGGGGUAGGCAUGUUCUGUAGCCCAAGGCGCCUAACUGGUAGGUAGUGGGCGGGACUACCUGAGCAGAGGCAGAGGUAUUUAAGGGGCAGUGGUCACAGCCACUCUGCUGGCAGUUGCUGCAGCUUGUGUUUGUUCUGAAGCUGUCCUGAGUCGAGUCUCCCAAGGUAAGGACUCCUGGGAGGCCGUCAUUGGCACCAUGGCAGAAGCUGGCAGCCCUGUUGGUGGCAGUGGUGUGGCACGGGAAUCCCGGCGGCGCAGGAAGAUGGUUUGGCAGGCCUGGCAAGAGCAGGCCCUGCUAUCAACUUUUAAGGAGAAGAGAUACCUGAGCUUCAAGGAGAGGAAGGAGCUGGCCAAGCGAAUGGGGGUCUCAGAUUGCCGCAUCCGCGUGUGGUUUCAGAACCGCAGGAAUCGCAGUGGAGAGGAGGGGCAUGCCUCAAAGAGGUCCAUCAGAGGCUCCAGGCGGCUAGCCUCGCCACAGCUCCAGGAAGAGCUUGGAUCCAGGCCACAGGGUAGAGGCCUGCGCUCAUCUGGCAGAAGGCCUCGCACUCGACUCACCUCGCUACAGCGCAGGAUCCUAGGGCAAGCCUUUGAGAGGAACCCACGACCAGGCUUUGCUACCAGGGAGGAGCUGGCGCGUGACACAGGGUUGCCCGAGGACACGAUCCACAUAUGGUUUCAAAACCGAAGAGCUCGGCGGCGCCACAGGAGGGGCAGGCCCACAGCUCAAGAUCAAGACUUGCUGGCGUCACAAGGGUCGGAUGGGGCCCCUACAGGUCCGGAAGGCAGAGAGCGUGAAGGUGCCCAGGAGAGCUUGUUGCCACAGGAAGAAGCAGGAAGUACGGGCAUGGAUACCUCGAGCCCUAGCGACUUGCCCUCCUUCUGCAGAGAGUCCCAGCCUUUCCAAGUGGCACAGCCCCGUGGAGCAGGCCAACAAGAGGCCCCCACUCAAGCAGGCAACGCAGGCUCUCUGGAACCCCUCCUUGAUCAGCUGCUGGAUGAAGUCCAAGUAGAAGAGCCUGCUCCAGCCCCUCUGAAUUUGGAUGGAGACCCUGGUGGCAGGGUGCAUGAAGGUUCCCAGAAGAGCUUUUGGCCACAGGAAGAAGCAGGAAGUACAGGCAUGGAUACUUCAAGCCCCAGCGACUCAAACUCCUUCUGCAGAGAGUCCUUUCCUUCCCAAGUGGCACAGCCCUGUGGAUCGGGCCAAGAAGAUGCCCGCACUCAAGCAGACAGCACAGGCCCUCUGGAACUCCUCCUCCUUGAUCAACUGCUGGACGAAGUCCAAAAGGAAGAGCAUGUGCCAGUCCCACUGGAUUGGGGUAGAAAUCCUGGCAGCAGGGAGCAUGAAGGUUCCCAGGACAGCUUACUGCCCCUGGAGGAAGCAGCAAAUUCGGGCAUGGAUACCUCGAUCCCUAGCAUCUGGCCAACCUUCUGCAGAGAAUCCCAGCCUCCCCAAGUGGCACAGCCCUCUGGACCAGGCCAAGCACAGGCCCCCACUCAAGGUGGGAACACGGACCCCCUGGAGCUCUUGCUCUAUCAACUGUUGGAUGAAGUCCAAGUAGAAGAGCAUGCUCCAGCCCCUCUGAAUUGGGAUGUAGAUCCUGGUGGCAGGGUGCAUGAAGGUUCGUGGGAGAGCUUUUGGCCACAGAGAGAAGCAGGAAGUACAGGCCUGGAUACUUCAAGCCCCAGCGACUCAAACUCCUUCUGCAGAGAGUCCCAGACUUCCCAAGUGGCACAGCCCUGUGGAUCGGGCCAAGAAGAUGCCCGCACUCAAGCAAACAGCACAGGCCCUCUGGAACUCCUCCUCCUUGAUCAACUGCUGGACGAAGUCCAAAAGGAAGAGCAUGUGCCAGCCCCACUGGAUUGGGGUAGAAAUCCUGGCAGCAGGGAGCAUGAAGGUUCCCAGGACAGCUUACUGCCCCUGGAGGAAGCAGCAAAUUCGGGCAUGGAUACCUCGAUCCCUAGCAUCUGGCCAACCUUCUGCAGAGAAUCCCAGCCUCCCCAAGUGGCACAGCCCUCUGGACCAGGCAAAGCACAGGCCCCGACUCAAGGUGGGAACACGGACCCUCUGGAGCUCUUCCUUGAUCAACUGCUGACCGAAGUCCAACUUGAGGAGCAGGGGCCUUCCCCUGUGAAUGUGGAGGAAACAUGGGAGCAAAUGGACACAACACCUGAUCUGCCUCUCACUCCAGAAGAAUAUCAGACUCUUCUAGAUAUGCUCUGACUCCCUGACAGUACCUCUUGCUUCUAGAAACCGGAAAGGCCAAAGUCCUGAAGAGACCCGAUUUGGAACUGGAGAAGUGACCCAUCCCAGCAAGGAUGUGCAUCAAAAACCCAACUCCAGUGACUUCCCGAAAUGCAAGGUGUCUCGCUAACUAUAAGGAUUGAUUGCAGGUGGGGAUAAUAAUGAAGUGCCUUCUCCAGGGCCCGGGGAUUAGGAAAUCAGCCCUGAAAGUGAGAGACUCUGCUACAGGGACAGAUGGAGAGGCCAAUAGUGACUCCUCAACAACAAGGAGCCUAAAGAUAACGCCAAAAGAAGGGCUACACCAAGUGACUGGCUCCAGUGGACCCCAGGAAAUCACACGGGACACUAGGACUAGGCUUCACUACAGAGGACACACACUCCCUGAGGGCAAUGGGGAGAGUGGACUCCUUCCUUGGCUUAUAUGGACUGCUGUUAUCCUUACAGAUGCUUCGUGCAGAGCUGUGCAAGGUUUUACAGGCCAGUCUUUUAAUAUCUACUACCCAUAGGUCUUUUGUUUGUUUUCUUUUUCUUUUUCACUUUCUUUUUCAUUUUUUUUCUUUUUCUUCUUUUAAGGGGUGGGUUGGCUUUGUUGGGUUUGGUUUGGUUUUGUGUAGUUUGUUUCCAUUGCUUUCAAUAAAGUUUAUUGAUUUUAACAAAAUUUGUUUGUGUGUUUGUGUGCUGUUUUGUGUGAUGAGGGGUGGGUUGAAUAGGCUGUUUUGUUCUACCCGGAGAACGUGCAUGAGAAUUCCAUUUAAAGGGAUUAAAGACAUAGGAAGGUAUUCAGGAGGGAUGCAGAGAGGCCAGGUAGAAAAGGGGAGAGAACAAGGAAGGCUGGGCUAUGUCCAGUGGAGAGACGGGCUUGCUUGAUCUAGUAACAAGCAGGUGGAAUGUCAACUGAAAGAAGAAUGUGUGUAAGGCAUAACCUUGUCAAGAAAGAUCAUCUUGGGAAUACAGUGCAGCUAGGUGUGAACAUCUUAUUCCAAGCUUGAAACACAGCCAUCAGUCUAUUCUUCAUCCAUCCAUCCAUCCAUCCAUCCAUCCAUGCCUAAAUCAAUCUGUAGAUCUUUCAAUCCUAUUGGGAUUAAUCCCCAGCACCCUCCCUAAUCCCUCUUUUGAUCUUGAGAUUCCCAGGUGUUCAAGGUCAUACUGUUUAUAUGGAGCUCCAAGUUGAUCCUUGACCCACAUUGGAAGGAGACGGUAUGUUUACCAUUCUACAAUGACCGACAAUUCUUUUUUUUUUUUUUUUUUUUUUCGUUUUCAGCUUUUUAUUUUUUUAUGACCGACAAUUCUACAGAGAGCCUUAAAGCAUGCCAGCAGGACAAAACAAUCUCUCAUUUGCUGGCCAUCACUUCAGGACAACUUAUUUGAAGUGUCUCCAGUGUUCAAGGCUAACUCCAGAGAUCUAAGAGCACAGAACAUACCGCCAGCAAACACAGCACAUGCAAGAAGACGAUCAACUCUUUUCUUCAACCUGCUCCAUAGAAAGUGCACAACCUACUGGUGUCUCAAGCUUCCAGGCUCCUUUUUAUACAGUCUGUGAAAGAAACACCUUGUGAGGUGUCUCC
Mus musculus (house mouse) is the source of this 5254-nucleotide messenger RNA. It is a transcript of the gene Duxf3, whose product is annotated as double homeobox family member 3. Gene Ontology annotation, biological process: positive regulation of transcription by RNA polymerase II. The transcript has a single exon. The coding region runs from base 1644 to 3668 and encodes 674 amino acids. Lineage: Eukaryota; Metazoa; Chordata; Mammalia; Rodentia; Muridae. Gene Ontology annotation, molecular function: DNA binding. Gene Ontology annotation, cellular component: nucleus. The record is from RefSeq and is a predicted model, not a curated record.